Molecule: messenger RNA, 1457 nt
Organism: Sapajus apella (tufted capuchin)
Lineage: Eukaryota; Metazoa; Chordata; Mammalia; Primates; Cebidae
Exons: 2
Coding region: 442-804 (120 amino acids)
Source: RefSeq, a predicted model, not a curated record
GCCCUGCCUGUACGCCGCCAGCGGAGCCCCGAGGCCGCCGCCCUCCAUGCCCACUUUCUUGUAGCUUUCCUCCAGGGGACUCAAGAUGUCAGACACUGAGAACGGAGUCGUGUGCUUUGGACUCAUCGACAUGAUUCGGCGGCGGCUGGAGGAGGAAGGAAGAGGAGGAAAAAAAAAGGGAGAGGGGGAAGGCGAAGCCUCGUUGCUUUUUUUUUCUCCCUUUGCCAAAUAUUCUGCUGUUACCUUAACGCCGAUCUUGUUGGAUGUACACGUAACGGAGUGGACCGAGUCCUCCUUAAUUGGCUUGAGUGGAGGCUCGGGGGCUGCCUCGCGUUUGUUUUAGCCCGGCGCCAGGUUUUAGGCAGCCACCAGAGGCGGGGCGUAAGCGCUAAAGCAACAAGACAAUAGAAGCCUACAUCUUGCCCGAGAUAAUUAGCUUACAUGCUGAUGACAAGCGGAAAGAAAGCGCAGGGCACCUACCGCCCUCCCACCUGGACCCGCGUUUCCGUGCCGCCCCCAUGGCAGCGCUGGGGAGAACACCCUGCGUUUGCGCAGGGAGACGCGCUCUCGCCGCUUGUGUUGCGAAAGACCAGCGCGAAGCCCUGCUGCUUGCCCUUCCUUCCCAGGGGGUUCUCUGGGGGGCGCUCUCAGGAUCCGACGAACUGCGCCUUGGUCACUGUGGUGUCUAAGCAAGGAGGGGAGACGACGCUGGGCUUAAGCGAACCACAGAGAACUGGCAACGCUGAAUACAGACCUUGUUUGCAGGCUCGACCCGGGCGGGCCUGCGUCCCGAAUGGGGUCUGAUUGCGAAGGCGGGGUGGGUUUCCCAGUUACCCAGCUUCUUUCUCUCACUCGCCAUUAUUUUAUAGUUGUUGGUAAAUUUAAGAAACACCAAGUGUAGAAUGCUGUACAUCUCUUCCAGUCUCAACGCCAUUUAGAAGUGGAGAUCACUCUUCGCAAGGUUUUUGUGAGAUUCAAGUAAGAUGGAGCACAUCAAAGUGCUUUGAAAGCUUUGAAUGUUUUUCAGCUCGGUGCCAGCACUGGAGAAUGCCGUAGUUAUUAUCAUGAUUAUCCCCACCCCCUCUUUAGGUCCCCAGACUUGAGUAAGAGUUGGAUGAAUCUUCCACAGCCCCUGGGUCCUGUCUCCUCGGCCUUCGUCCCUGGGCAGCUUUUCAGCCUCUCAGCAGGUCACAGGUGCACGUGGCUGGCAGCUCCCUGGCCUCCAGCUGGGAGAGUCCCAGGGCAACCGGGCCUGCAGCUCUGGAGGGAGCCCCUGCCCUGCCGUUCUGGACCAGUAACCCUCUCCCCAGAACCGCGCAGCAGGUGGCGAGUCUGGGAGCUGAACUGGAGCGGAGCUCGCAGUGGCUGGUGCGGGCAAAGACUCGCGCUUCCCUCUGGGGCGAAACUGGGACUGCGCUUCAACCUCUGUCUGCAGGCGUGCUUCUCGCGCUCGCCAG